Acomys russatus (golden spiny mouse) is the source of this 1685-nucleotide messenger RNA. RefSeq names its product N-acylsphingosine amidohydrolase 1 (gene Asah1). Gene Ontology annotation, cellular component: lysosome. The coding region runs from base 162 to 1349 and encodes 395 amino acids. Gene Ontology annotation, biological process: fatty acid metabolic process. The transcript is spliced from 14 exons. NCBI's taxonomy places the organism in Eukaryota, Metazoa, Chordata, Mammalia, Rodentia, Muridae. Gene Ontology annotation, molecular function: N-acylsphingosine amidohydrolase activity; fatty acid amide hydrolase activity. The record is from RefSeq and is a predicted model, not a curated record.
CUGGGCCUGCCUGCGGCGCCUCCAAUCUCUGGCUAAUCUCCCUCCGUGCCUGGUGUAGCCCGGGAUCACUGGUCACGCGUGGAGGUGCGGCCUGUCCAGGCGGAGGUGGUCCUUGUCGGCUUUGCUGCGGGAGUCCCUUGGAGCUGCUGGCAGCUAGGAAGAUGCUGGGCCGAAGUCUCUUCACCUGGGUCCUCCUGGCCAUGGCUGUCACCUGCGCCCAGGCGCAGCAUGUGCCACCGUGGACAGAGGAUUGCAGAAAAUCAACUUACCCUCCUUCUGGACCAACUUAUAGAGGGCCAGUUCCGUGGUACACCAUAGAUCUUGACUUACCACCCUACAAAAGAUGGCAUGAAUUAAUGACUCACAAGGCACCAAUGGUGAGGAUUAUUGUAAAUUCUAUGGCGAAUUUAGCAAAUGCAUUUGUGCCAAGUGGAAAAUUAAUGCAGAUGGUGGAUCAAAAGUUGCCUGAUCUACUUGGCAACAUACCCGGCCCUUUUGGGGAAGAAAUGAAGGGAAUUGCAGAUGUUACUGGGAUUCCUUUAGGAGAGAUCAUUUCAUUCAACAUUUUCUAUGAAUUGUUUACUAUGUGUACAUCAAUAAUAACUGAAGAUGAAAAAGGCCAUUUACUACAUGGAAGAAACAUGGAUUUUGGAAUAUUUCUUGGGUGGAAUAUAAACAACAACACUUGGGUUAUUACGGAGGAAUUAAAGCCUUUAACAGUGAACUUGGACUUCCAAAGAAACAAUAAGACUGUUUUCAAGUCUACAAGCUUUGCUGGCUAUGUGGGCAUAUUGACAGGAUUCAAACCAGGACUGUUUAGUCUUACACUAAAUGAACGUUUUGAUGUAAAUGGCGGUUUUCUGGGUAUCCUAGAAUGGAUUCUGGGAAAGAAAGAUGCCCAAUGGGUAGGGUUUAUCACCAGAUCAGUUCUGGAAAAUAGUACAAGUUAUGAAGAAGCCAAGAAUACACUGACCAAGACCAAGAUAAUGGCACCAGCAUAUUUUAUCCUGGGAGGCAACCAGUCUGGGGAAGGUUGUGUGAUUACACGAGGCAGAAAACAGUCUUUGGAUGUAUAUGAACUCGAUCCUAAGCAUGGCAGAUGGUAUGUGGUACAAACCAACUAUGACCGGUGGAAAAACACCUUGUUCAUUGAUGACCGCAGAACACCUGCAAAGAUGUGUCUAAAUCGCACGACACAGAAGAAUCUCUCAUUUGCAACCAUCUAUGAUGUCUUAUCAACAAAACCUGUCCUCAACAAGCUGACUGUAUUCACAACCUUGAUUGAUGUUACCAAAAGUCACUUUGAAAGUUACCUGCGGGAUUGCCCAGACCCUUGUAUAGGCUGGUGAGCACCCAUCAGCCAGCCUAUGGGACAUGCCAAGACCUGAAGUCUGAUCUCCUUCCAUAGGCUAAGACUCAAGGCCUGUUGUCUUUUAGUCAUGAGAUUGUCCUCAGUGUGUUUAGUUUAUAGACUGUUUUUGUUGCUUGUUUGUAUCAUCAUCAUCACUUCAAUUUACAGGUAAAUUCUUUACAGGACGCCAUGGAGAAUUUGCCAGUUCAUUUCACGUUGACACUGGGGAAGGGUAACUCUGACCUCUAUGGAACACAUCAAGGUUCUCUGCUGGUGUUUAAUCCAGUGCCCUGUGUGAUUAAUGUAAAAGUUGAUUCACCUUUUUUUUUUUUUU